AAGCGGCGCCGUCAAGAUGGAAGCGAGUGAAGAUCCAUUGUCAUUGCCUUUCCUUGUCUUCUGGCCCACGCCCUCUCCAUAUCUGCGUUAGUUGCUUCCACUUGAGGACUCUUAGCUGCUGCUGCUGCUUUACUGAUUCCCUCACCUUCUACUGAAACCUCCUCCUCAUCCUCGACCUGCCGUUCCGAUAUCUGAGGGUGCUCCUAUUUUCACAAAGAUCAAUUUUCCCUGCGCUAUUUUUCUGUUUAUGCUCUUUGAUUCUUUGUGUCUGGUGCUCUGAAUCGGCCACGAUCUGCCUUCUUUUAACUCUACAGUUUUGUUAUCGAUCAGUUUAUCGUUUAUACGUGAUUUCAUUUCUGAUCUUGGUCCAAUUUGAAACAUUUUCUCCAUCUUCCCCUAUUUUUUUAGGAUUGGUUGCAGUUGCAGCAGAUGGGUUCUGGAGAUUGGUUUAAGGCGAUAAUUCAUAGGAAGAAAACAAAGAAAGCUCGGGAUACAUCAAAGCCACAAUCAAAUGACUUUAAGUUGAAGAAUGAAGCUAGUGAUCAUCCAGAUGUAGCUGCUAUUCGAAUUCAAACUUCUUUUCGAAGACUUAGAGUACAAUAAAUAUCCUAUUACAUCUUCAGUUUGGAGUUUUAGGACUUGGUUAGAUAGAUUAGUUAUAUGUCAUCUUGUUUAUUUCAUAGGCGAGGAGAAACCUUCAGAAUCUAAAAAGAAUACAAAGGUUGCAGCUAGGUUUUCGCGCAUCGUAAAUCUGUUCAAAAGCAAGCACCCAACGCUCUGCGACAUUUUCAAUUGUGGAGCAAAAUGCAAAUGCAAAUUAGAGCUCGACGAGCAAGGAUGGUUGUCGAAGGCCGCAUCCGGCAGAAGAAACAUGAGAACCAGUUGAAGCUCGAGGCGAAACUUCAGGAUUUGGAGGUCAAUGUAGAUUGGAAUGGAGGCACCGAGACGAAGGAGGAAGUGAUUGCAAGGAUACAACGAAGGGAAGAAGCUGCGGUUAAGCGCGAACGAGCCAUGACUUAUGCAUUCUCCCAUCAGUGGAGAGCAAGCUCAGGGAUGAACCAAGGGCCAUUUAUGUAUGAGCUAGCAAAAGGCAAUUGGGAAUGGAGUUGGGUAGACAAAUGGAUUGCAGCUCAGCCAUGGGAGAGGAGGCCUUCAGCUCGAUCGUCGAAGCUCGGAGGCACUGAUGCAAAGAUCAUAAACCCUACUCGCCCGAGGAGCAAGAGUGUAAGAUGAAAGCAAGAAGAGCAACCUUCUCAUGGAGGAGAAAUUGUCACAUGACUUAAUUUGUUGCAAUACCACAGACCAUAGCUAUAUAAAUGAUGGUUGAUUGAAUAAAGAGUUUGGCAGGCAGCUGUGGAGAUAUUUUCUUGGUGAUUGCCAUGUUCUAUGGAGGGAUGGUUUGGAUGAUUGAGACAUAUCUGUAUUCAUAUGCAAACAUGGAUGGCAGGUCAGGUCUCCUUCAGACACAUUGAAUUCCAAUCAAUGGAGAAUCUACCCAGAUACUGAAGUUGUUACUUAUUUACCUUGAUCUUGAAGCUGAUUAAAGAAGGAGAACUUUUGUGCAAUCAUGGAAGUUACAAUAAACUCUAUUUCUCUC
Zingiber officinale is the source of this 1597-nucleotide messenger RNA. Its product is annotated as protein IQ-DOMAIN 10-like. The transcript is spliced from 4 exons. The record is from RefSeq and is a predicted model, not a curated record. Lineage: Eukaryota; Viridiplantae; Streptophyta; Magnoliopsida; Zingiberales; Zingiberaceae. The coding region runs from base 805 to 1233 and encodes 142 amino acids.